Alosa alosa (allis shad) is the source of this 4107-nucleotide messenger RNA. It is a transcript of the gene sympk, whose product is annotated as symplekin. The record is from RefSeq and is a predicted model, not a curated record. The coding region runs from base 258 to 4013 and encodes 1251 amino acids. Gene Ontology annotation, cellular component: mRNA cleavage and polyadenylation specificity factor complex. The transcript is spliced from 27 exons. NCBI's taxonomy places the organism in Eukaryota, Metazoa, Chordata, Actinopteri, Clupeiformes, Clupeidae.
AUGGCGCUUCUAGUACACAGUAGGCUACUGUGUGUGUGCCAUGUAGUGUAGUUAAUAGUUUUCAGUGAAUUACUUUGACAUGUACCUUUGUGGAUUAUAUAUUUUUGUGUGAUAGGGAUGGCACUCUCCUAGAUUGUUGUUACUAAAACUCUUUACUAAUCACAUCACAGUUGACUGACCUGCGUCACGAUUGCUAGCCACGUUAGCCAUAUAGCUAACAUUCAGUUUGUAAGCGACCAGGUAAGGAAACUUCCAAGAUGGCCUCAGGGAACGGUCAGGGUCCUGAGCUGAGGUCAAGUGCGGCAUCCCGUUCCGCCAGUGGAGAGGAUAUUGCUUUAGAUAUGACCACCAGUGAAAAGGUUGUGGAUCUUCUGAACCAAGCUGCACUGAGAACUACAGAAAAUAAACUUGUAGACCUGAAGCAGGUCCAGGAACUUAUCAUCAAUAAGGAUCCUUCACUGCUUGACAACUUUCUUGAUGAAAUAAUAGCUUUUCAGACAGAUAAAUCUAUGGAAGUAAGGAAAUUUGUCAUUGGCUUCAUAGAGGAAGCAUGCAAAAGGGACAAUGAGCUUCUAUUGAAGCUUAUAGCCAAUCUGAAUAUGCUACUUAAGGAUGAAAGUGUGAAUGUGCAGAAGAAAGCCAUUCUUACACUUACUCAGCUUUAUAAAGUAGCUCUUCAGUGGCUGAUGCGGCCCAAGAUGGUUUCAGACAUGCAGGAGGCCUGCUGGAACAUGGUCACUCAGAUGAAGGAAGAGGUUCUAGCCAUGCUGGACUCCGACAAUGAUGGGAUACGAACCCACGCCAUCAAGUUCACAGAGUCUGUGAUCAUCACCCUGUCGCCACGGACACCCGACUCUGAUAUCCCCAAGAAACAAGAAGGGGAUAUUACCCUGGACAAAAUCCCGCGAGACCAUUCAUACAUUCGCUAUGAUACUCUUUGUGAGGAAGGGAAGUCCGCACUGGAUAAGCUGCUCAAGUUCAUGGUCCACCCGGCGAUCUCCAGCAUCAACCUGACCACAGCCCUGGGCUCUCUUGCCACUCUGGCCCGGCAGCGGCCCAUGUUCAUGUCCGAGGUGGUGCAGGCGUACGAGACACUGCACGCCAACUUGCCCCCAACAUUGGCCAAGUCCCAGGUGAGCAGUGUCCGCAAGAACCUCAAGCUCCACCUGGUGUCCGUGCUGCGGCACCCGUCCAGCCUGGAGUUCCUGGCCCAGAUCAGCACGCUGCUGCUGGACUUGGGCAUGAACCAGAACGAAAUCAACCGCUGCACGCCCGCCGCCCGAGAGCGCAAGAGACCGCACCUGGAGCACUUCUCAGAGGGCAAGAAGAAGAUCAAGAUGGAGCCGGCCACGCUGAUCGAGGAUGAUGAGGAUAAGGAGGAGCCUGCCCCAGCCUCCGCUCCCAAGCCUGCAGCCGUGCCGCCCACCCAGUCAGCCAUCGAUGUCACCGCAGACUUCCUGUUCCCCCUGCUGUCUCCAGACAAUGUUGCCAAUCUGGUCCUGAUCAGCAUGGUGUACCUGCCAAACACCAUGCCAGCCUCCUUCCAGGCCACAUACACCCCUGUGGAGUCCGCAGGCACAGACGCUCAGAUCAAACAUCUGGCCAGGCUGAUGGCCACCCAGAUCACAGCGGCUGGAAUCGGACCAGGUGUGGAGCAGCUCAAGGCCCGGGCGGAGGACCCUGGGAAGGAGUCCGGUUCUGGUGAGGGGCCGUCUGAAGAGCUGGCCGGCGGGAAAGACCUCAUCAUCAAGCGCAAAGUGUCGGCCGUGUCCCUCGGCCAGGCCAUCUCAGUGGUCGGGGGCAGCUCGGGGAAGAGCGUCCCCCAGUCUGACGAGGUUCCCCAGGCCAAGAAAAUGCCCGAACCCAUCGUGCCCUCUGCACAGACCAAGACGGCUGGCUCCAGCGGGCGUAAGAAAGUGUUCCGAUUGGCUGACGUGGUUCAGCCUUUGACUGAGGCCCAGAUGACAAAGUUGACCAACUCGGCAGUCCAGCGCAUUCUGAAGUCGGAGAAAGCCAUUGCACGUAGUGGCAUGUCCCAUGUCAGAGUGAAGUUGCUGGCCCGGUUGGCGACCCAGUUUGAAGGGGCGAUGAAGCAGGACAUGUUCGAGUUCAUCCUUGGGGACAUCCGCAACCGUAGUGACCUGGCCUUCGCUCUCCUGUAUCAGGAGUACAACAUCUAUCUGAGCCAGCAGCCAUCCAGUACUCUGGACAGCUACGAGUACUGCCUGUUCACCCUGCUCUCAGGACUGCAAGAGAAACCAGAGCAGAGAGACGGACUGUUCACUAAGCUGGUGUUGGAGGCCCCUCUCAUCACAGAGUCUGCCCUGGAGGUGAUCCGGCGCUACUGCGAGGAUGAGACGCGGGUGUACCUGGGGAUGACCACGCUGAAAGAGCUCAUCCUGAAGCGCCCCUCCAGACAGUUCCAAUACCUGCAUGUGUUACUGGAUCUCAGCUCCCACGAGAAGGAAACGGUGCGGUCUAGUGCCCUGUCCUUCAUCAAGCGCAUGUAUGAGAAGGACCAGCUUCGGGAUUACAUUGAGCGCUUUGCACUGAACUACAUGCAGCUGCUGGUUCACCCCAACCCCCCCUCAAUGUUCUUCGGAGCAGACAAGGACAUAGAGGUGGCGUCUCCCUGGACAGAGGAGACGGUCAUGCAGUGUCUGUACCUGUAUCUGGCCCUGCUGCCCCUCAACCACAAGCUGGUGCACGAGCUGGCGGCCGUCUACACCGAGGCCAUAGCGGACAUCAAGAGAAGCGUUUUGCGGGUCAUAGAGCAGCCGAUCCGAGGAAUGGGCAUGAACUCUCCUGAGCUGCUGCUGUUGGUGGAAACCUGUCCUAAGGGGGCGGAGACUCUGGUUACCCGCUGUCUAAACAUUCUUACCGAAAAAGUGCCACCAUCUCCAGAGCUAGUGGAGAGAGUGAGGGACCUCUAUCACAAACGAGUGGCAGACAUCCGCUUCCUGAUUCCUGUCAUUAAUGGACUUGAGAAGACGGAGGUUAUUCAGGCUCUGCCCAAACUGAUCAAGCUGAACCCCACUGUUGUGAAGGAAGUCUUCAACCGGCUGCUUUGUGCCCAGCACAGUGAAGGUGGUUCCUCAGUGUCUCCAGUGACGCCUAGUGAGCUCCUCAUUGCCUUACACAAUAUUGACUCAACAAAGUGUGACAUGAAGUCCAUAAUCAAAGCCACAAACCUGUGCUUUGCGGAAAAGAAUGUGUACACGUCAGAGGUGCUGGCUGUGGUCAUGCAGCAGCUGAUGGACCAGAGCCCUCUGCCCAUGCUACUCAUGCGCACCGUCCUGCAGUCGCUCACCAUGUACCCGCGGCUGGGCGGCUUUGUCAUGAACAUCCUGUCCCGCCUCAUCACCAAGAAGGUGUGGAAGUACCCGCGGGUGUGGGAGGGCUUUGUGCGGUGCUGCCAGCGCACCAAGCCGCAGUCCUUUAGCGUGCUCCUGCAGCUGCCCCCGCCCCAGCUCAGCAGCAUGUUUGAGCGCUGCCCUGAGAUGAGGGAGCCCCUCCUGCAGCACGUGCACGCCCUAACGCCACACCAGCAAGCUCACAUACCAGCCUCCAUCAUGACUGUGCUAGAGGCAGACAACAAAGAACCUGAGCCAGAACCUGAACCAAUACCUGUAGAACCUGUGGAAGAACCAGAGGUACAGAGUCUACCGACACAACCUGUGAUCAUCUUACCAGAACAGGCAGAAGAAGUCCCGGUGGAGAUUCAGACUGUGGAGCCGGCCCAUCCUCAGUACCUUCCCAGCACGGAGGAGCCAGAGGAGCCGAUGCAGACGGCCCCCUCAGCCUUCACCCCUCAGGAAGAGCCCGCUGAGCCUGUCCCACAGCAGGAGGAGGUCACAGAGCAGGAGCUAAUCGCCUCUCCAGCACCUCCAGAACAGGAAGCAGAAAACCCAACAGAGGAAGCACUUCCAGAGCAUUCCGAUGAGGCUGAGCAACCAGACGAACCGCCAGAGGAAAACGUCAUGGAAACAGAUGCUAGUGCUGCAGAUGAAUGAAUUUUUUUUUUUUUUAUGUAGAUCUUCAAAUGCUGAAAUAGUGUUUUUUGUUCAUUGUGAAAUAUUCAAAAUAAAAAAAAUCUUUUGAAUUGUA